Molecule: messenger RNA, 615 nt
Organism: Phytophthora nicotianae INRA-310
Lineage: Eukaryota; Oomycota; Peronosporomycetes; Peronosporales; Peronosporaceae
Exons: 1
Coding region: 1-615 (204 amino acids)
Source: RefSeq, a predicted model, not a curated record
AUGGUAUCAUUGGUGACAUUAAGUCUGACAAGCUAUUUGGCUUUCCUAGAAUGUGAUAUCGAAACACCUGAACAUCUGAAGGACUACUUCUCUGAGAUGACACCUAUCUUUAAGAACAUUGAAAUCGAUCCAUCAAGCGUGGAUAUCAUUGGCGAGCAUAUGUAUACAUACAAUCAAUCAAAAGAAUCAAAGGCAACUAAAUCAAAGAAACUGAUUGGGUCGUACUUUGGUACACGAAUUCUUAUAUACGCACCAUUGCUGAAAUGGUACUUAGAGCAUGGUCUUAUCGUUACAAGAACGUAUUCUUUCGUUAAAGCAGCCUCACAUCGACCAUUCAAAGACUUUAUGGAACAGGUAUCAGAUGCACGACGCGAAGGUGAUACUGAUAAAGAUAAGGCUAUGAUUGCAGAGAUGAUGAAACUUAUUGGCAACGCAGCAUUUGGUCGGUCAGGUAUGGACAAAUCAAAGCAUAAGGAUGUUAAAUACGAGAACAAAUCAGCGAAAAUAAGAUGGAUCGUUGAAAAACCAAAUUUCUAUGAUGUUGAGGAGCUCAAUGGUUCGUUUGAGGUGAGCCUCAAACGAGCCAUUGAGCUCCUCAACAUCAUAGAAAUUUAG